Messenger RNA from Phycomyces blakesleeanus NRRL 1555(-), 4236 nucleotides. RefSeq lists its product as hypothetical. Gene Ontology annotation, molecular function: phosphatidylinositol binding. The transcript is spliced from 10 exons. Gene Ontology annotation, cellular component: cytoplasm. NCBI's taxonomy places the organism in Eukaryota, Fungi, Mucoromycota, Mucoromycetes, Mucorales, Phycomycetaceae. Gene Ontology annotation, biological process: signal transduction; regulation of GTPase activity. The coding region runs from base 1 to 4236 and encodes 1411 amino acids. The record is from RefSeq and is a predicted model, not a curated record.
AUGACUACCAUCGUACCAACGAUUCAACCUUCUCUUGACUUUGCUGCUCAGAACGAUCAAUUAUGGAAAAUUAUUGAGAAACAACGACUCAUCAUUCAGAAUCUCCAAAAGAGCUUGGUAAAAGUGACAGCCGAACGCGAUAAUCUCCUGAAAAAGUCUCGAAAUCAUGACCUGGACGAUGAGCUGACAAGUACAAUUAUACCUGAAGUUGAUAACAAUCACCAUCACAUUGAUAAUCUCGAAAGGUCUUCUUUGAGCUCGUCAUCUGAGUCCCUUCAACAGCCCGCUACUUACCCCGAAUUCUCGGAGGCAAUACUUCUAGGGCCCGUACCCCCUCCAAGAUCUCCUUAUCGUCAAAAUUCGUCCAAAGAUGUCCAUAACUCAACCAUUUUACACCCUAAUACUCCUUCUGCUCCUGCUCCUGUUACUUUUCCCGCUCUUGCUCCUCCUACUCCUUCUGCUCAUCAUCAUAAUCAACAACAACAACAACAACAUAAUAAUAAUAAUAAUAAUAAUAAUACUAAUAUUAGUACCUCCUAUAAUUCAACCAUACCAUCAAACUCUAAUUAUCAACAAAACCUUACUCACGACAAAGAUACUCAGCCCCACCCUGUUAAUCAAACACACGCCAAUAGACCAGCGCCUCUCAAAUUAACUUUAUCUCACACCAUUGCCGCUACAACAAACACCUCCACCUCCACCUCAACCCCCACCUCGACUUCAACCUCAACCUCAACUACUACUGCCCCUUAUUCUUCUCAUUCACAUCAAAGCAACCAUCAUACGAGAGAAAAAACCGCUAAUGACCAUGCUUACACACCUACAACAGCCGGGCAUGAGUAUUCGCAUAAUAUAGUACCUGCACACUACAAUGCUCUCACCGAAGAUACUGAAUCCCCCGCCUACAAUGUGUCUUGCGACAAAGACCUUCGGGCGAUUACAAAACCACAGGUUUGCUCUUCAAGAAAUGAGGACCCCGACGGGCUAUCAUACUCAUCGCUCGUACACGAAAAGCCACAAUUCCUUGCACAAGUGCAUAAACCACAGCGACCUGCAAGAGUACAUCAAGAUCACAGUUCAGGCUCUGUUCGUACUCUGGUUGGACAAGAGCUCGCUGCAUACGCUCUUCCGUCUCCAAUGCCUUUUAUGAGCCCUGAGGUACAUGGCACUUCUGUUGUACAACACAAUUCAUCCGUGGAUGAGGAUCGAUUCAACCGUACCCAACCGAAUGAAUUUAGGAGAGAUUUUGAUGGAGAAACACUAGUUAGUACUUCAGGAAUCAUUCUUUCACCAACAGCGAUGUCAGUACCGAUAACAACAGCGGCAUCAAUGGCAGCAAUGGCAAAGACAGUAACCAAACCAUUACCAAAAAACCCUUUCUUUUCAAAUAUGGCUGGUAUUUCUGUAAAAGUGGUUGGAUCAAGCAUAAAAACAAACGAGAAAGGAAAAGAAGCGGUGUAUUUUAUUAUUGCGGUUAUCAAGACACCUGAUUUCUCAAGCAGCACAUCCGAAGAGCUUUGGAGAGUAGAAAAGCAGCAUUCAGAUAUAGUGACAUUAGAUUCACAGUUGAAACUUCAGGUUCGGUCUGCAGCACAGAGAAUUGGUAAACUUCCGGACAAAGCACUCUUUUCUACCCAUGCACCAAACAAAGUGGAUCAAAGAAAGAUUGCAAUUGAAAAAUAUUUACAGAAUGCUAUCAAUGUAUCAGUUGAUGAUUCCAAUUGGCUUUGCGAAUUCCUUAGCACAAAUGUAGUCACUGACCAACGGCAUCCUUCUCAUCCUUUAGGACACAAGUACGGAUACUUGACCAAACGCGGGAAAAACUUUGGUGGAUGGAAAACAAGAUAUUUCUCACUUGAAGGUCCUGAACUUCACUAUUAUGAUGGAAAAGAUGGUCCUCUUCUUGGUACAAUCAGAUUAUAUAGUGCGCAAAUUGGUCGUCAAACCAGUGCGCCACAAACUGGAACAGACUCUUCUAGUGACAACAGAUCAUUUAGACACGCCUUUUUGAUCUUGGAACCAAAGAAAACAGCGCCCAAUGGUGUCAAUCGCCACGUGCUCUGUGCUAGCUCUGAUGCCGAAAGAGAUCAGUGGGUAGAAGCACUUGCCCAGUAUGUCAAUCGGCAAAAUGCCAGUAGCGAAGAAGAGAAUAUAAAGCGAAACAAUAACCAGAAAGCCAGCAAGAAAGGAGACAAAGCACGCAAGGCACGGAGCAGUGAUACAGUCCCAACAGUACCAACAAACACCAAGAAAACAUCGUAUUUACCACGAUCUAGCUCAGACACAACCUUAUACCCUUCCGAAUCAUUAUCACCAUCUGAUGCUACUAGUAGUAAUACACUGACCAGCAUACGAGAAAAGGAUAUACAGGCCUUGCGGGACCGAUCGAGUGCUGACCACGUCCUCUUUGGUCAGAGACAGCAGUUCUCAAAGCGCAAUUCGAUUAGCUUUCCUCCAAGAGAAGGCACAGACGAACUCUUCCGAAGCUCGGACUAUCUGUCGCAAAUCAGUACCACAUUUGAUGGCAACAACCCAAGGCCAUUCUAUAGAUCAGGAACCACCGAUAGCUCUGUAGAGCAAGAUGCAAAAAAGGCAAAGCAGAUGAUUAACCGACGCACAUUUUGGGGGAAAAAGAUAUUCUCAAGUUCUUCUAAUGAAGUCCUUCAGACCGACAUUUUUGGUACAGCCGCACCAGAUUCGGCAUCCUCGUUAGGAUCAGCGUCAGUAACGACAGCAACAACGAUGGCAGCAACAUUAACAGCACCAGCAGCAAUAACUUCGCCGUCGACAUCAUCCUCGACUGCAAACUCAAACACCAAUCAAUCUGGUGGCUUACGCGGACUACUUUCCCGUAGUUCGAGCGAAACAGCAGAAAGAGCAAUGGCUGACAAUAAAAUGUCAAGUACAGAGAUGUUUGGUAAACCUUCAAGGCCCGUAUUUGGCGUACCUUUGGAAGAAGCAGUUCGUAUUUCCAGGAUAUCUGAAAAAUAUGAACUUCCUGCCAUUGUCUAUCGCUGUAUAGAAUACCUUGAGGCAAAGGAUGCAUUUGAAGAAGAAGGAAUAUAUCGUCUUAGUGGCAGUGCUGUGAAGAUUAAAAGUUUGAAAGAUCAAUUUAAUCAAGAAGGAGAUAUCAAUCUUCUCGAGUCAGAAGAGUAUCAUGAUCUUCACGCUGUUGCUGGUCUACUUAAGAUGUGGCUCCGUGAACUUCCGGGAAACAUUCUAACAUCAGAGCUCAUGAACGACUUUAUGUUGGUGAUUGAUGUGAUCGAUCGCAAUGAAAGGAUUACUGAACUUGGAAGACUUGUGUCCUUGUUACCCUUGGCGAACUACACUCUUUUGCGAACCCUAUCUGCUCAUCUCGUACGGGUAGUACAAAACGCCGAAAUAAAUAAGAUGAACAUGCGAAACAUUGGAAUUGUCUUUUCUGCAACGCUCGGAAUCCCUUCUGGUAUAUUUCAUCUACUUCUGACCGAGUUUAGCUAUGUAUUCUGGACAGUUAAUAUCAAUAACGACGACGACGACAACGACAACGAUGACUCUUUAAUCACAGGUGGACAAUACAAUUACAAAUCUAACGUACCACUGUACCAGCAGAAUAAGGAUCUAUAUGGAUUAUCUUCCGCACAGCCUGAGUUGACUUUGAUAGAAGACUCUUCAAAACUUCACAUCUCGCGAAGUAUGGCUGAAGAGACUAGCCGAAGUAACCGAAAUAGUAGAAGUUAUAUGGAUGGUGCUCCACAAAUUAUUGUGGGACUAGAAUCACAGAUCGAGUUGAUCGGACCAUUACAAAUUGAAAAUAAUGACAUUUGUCUUGACUUGUCUGAUUUUGACUGUAGCGAGAAUAGCGGCGUAUCAGGAAAGAAAUUUGACUUUUUCAAGGAUGUUAUAGAAGCUGGCUUCCCAAGUAGCAGACAAACUGUACACAAUAUCAGCGAUCUUACGGGAACGACAUUUCCUAGUGGGGCACGACACUUCUAUCUAACCGGACUAAUCAAUUGUGGCUACAUGUCCGGGGCCCGGUGUCUUUCUCUAAACCUUCAGGGCAAAAUGGGUGUCGACCCAGGUAUAACUGGCUUGAUGACCGCCGUGGACUCUUUGGAAGAUCAAAAACGACAAAUAGUAGUGACCCUCAAUGAAUAUUAUCAUAUUUGUGGUUAUUGUUGUAUUUGUGAUACUUUGAUAUCUGAUAUCAUGUACGAACCCAUACAGAAGUACCUGUCAAAGAGGUCGUUAUAA